Messenger RNA from Adineta ricciae, 822 nucleotides. The record is from the annotation of a GenBank genome assembly. Lineage: Eukaryota; Metazoa; Rotifera; Eurotatoria; Adinetida; Adinetidae.
AUGACAACCGUCACUCCGCAUGCAGAAUCAGAGCUGACAAUCACUUCGAAAGUUUCGCCCCAAUUAUUCUCAAGUUCCAAUGAAAACUCAAAUCAAGUACAUUCAUUACCUAUCAAUUCACAUCGUCCUCAUUCACCUUCAUCUUCACAGGCGUUAACAUCUUGUGUUGAUCCUCUAACUCAAAGUUAUUCUUCUAUACGUAGUAUUCAUUCAGAUUCUAGUCUUAAUCCAUCUUUAAUCAAUACCAAAGCACCAUCUUCAAAUCCAAAUCCGGGCACAACAUCACUUAAUUCUUCUCUUCACUUGCAACGCAAUACACCUUCGUCGAACACUAAUCAAUCUCAGCGAAGUCGAACCGGUCAGCAUCGCCGAAAUCUAAAUGGCCGCGCUACCAUUCAUCGAGAUCGUAAGAAUUCCUUUACAAAGUCGAAUACAAAUAAACUUGAUGAGCAGUCAACAACAAACAGUUGUACUCGCAUUGAAUAUCAACAUUUAUUUCCUGUGAUUGGUCAUGGAUUCACAAUUGGAAAAGGAUAUUCAAUAUUUGAUUUACCUGAUUUACAAGGUCGUAUUGUUAUACGACGAAAUCCAUGUGGAAAUGAAACAGAUUAUGCUUCGAAAGUGAGUAUUAGAGAUGGUCAAGCAAAACAUAUUCUAAUAAUAGAUGAUAGUUCAUCGUUCUCACUUCGUUUAUAUCGAACAUUAGAUUAUAUUAUUUUUAAUGGACAGCAAAAUAGCAAUACCCGACAAUUCACGCAACAAAUCUGUUGUUGUUCGUCUAAAGCCACUUUAUGGAUUUCAUCGUUCUUAUUCAACUCUUGA